GGUUUCACAAUUUGUUGUAUCUCUGAGGUCAUGGGCCACGAGACAUUUGCAUCAUGAAGACCAAAGACCUGAUUCUUUCCUGGAGCGUAUCAGAGGGCCAACAUUCAUAGAAGUGUCCAGCAGGCAAAAUAAAAUCCACUCCAGUGUGGGUGUUGAUGAGCAGCCUGGGAAAGUGAACAGUCACUGGCCCUUGGCCAAUUUUAAUGUCAACUAUAGUAACAACACGAAUGAAGACAAAAAGGAAGAAAAGAAAGAGGUUAAAGAGGAAAAGAAAGAGGAAAAGAAGGAGGAAAAGAAAGAGGAAAAGAAAGAUGACAAAAAAGAUGAUAAAAAAAAGGAAGAGAAGAAAAAAGAGAUCUUUGUAAUAGAUCCUUCAAGCAACAUGUACUACAACUGGCUGACUAUAAUUGCAGCACCUGUGUUCUAUAACUGGUGUAUGAUAGUGUGCAGAGCCUGCUUUGAUGAGCUACAAAUUGACCAUGUUAGGUUAUGGCUGGUCUUGGACUAUUGCUCUGAUAUCAUAUAUAUUUUUGACAUGCUCGUCAGAUUCAGGACAGGCUUCCUCGAGCAAGGCUUGCUAGUGAAGGAUGAAAAGAAAUUACGAGAGCAUUACACAAAGACUGUGCAGUUCAAGCUGGAUGUGCUCUCUCUCUUGCCAACGGACCUGGCCUAUCUGAAGCUCGGUCUGAACUACCCCGAGCUGCGGUUUAACCGCUUGCUCAGGAUUUCUCGUCUCUUUGAGUUUUUCGACCGCACAGAAACCAGGACAAAUUAUCCAAACAUGUUUCGCAUCGGAAAUCUUGUCUUAUAUAUCCUAAUCAUCAUCCACUGGAACGCGUGCAUCUACUUUGCAAUUUCGAAGGUCAUUGGGUUUGGAACUGACUCCUGGGUCUACCCCAACGUGUCCGUUCCAGAGUACGCACGCCUGUCCAGGAAGUACAUUUACAGCCUGUACUGGUCGACGCUCACGCUGACGACCAUUGGGGAGACGCCGCCUCCCGUGAAAGAUGAGGAGUAUCUCUUUGUGGUCAUCGACUUCCUCGUGGGCGUGCUCAUCUUUGCCACCAUUGUGGGGAACGUGGGCUCCAUGAUUUCCAACAUGAACGCCUCCCGGGCAGAAUUCCAGGCCAAAAUUGACUCUAUUAAGCAGUACAUGCAUUUCCGAAAAGUGACCAAGGACUUGGAAGCCAGGGUUAUCAAGUGGUUUGAUUACCUCUGGACUAACAAGAAAACUGUGGAUGAGAAGGAGGUUCUUAAAAACCUGCCCGACAAGCUGAAGGCUGAAAUUGCCAUCAAUGUCCAUUUGGACACGCUGAAGAAAGUGCGGAUAUUCCAGGACUGUGAAGCUGGGCUUCUCAUUGAGCUGGUGCUGAAACUGAAACCUACGGUCUUCAGCCCUGGGGACUAUAUUUGCAAAAAGGGAGAUAUUGGGAGAGAAAUGUACAUUAUCAAAGAGGGGAAAUUGGCUGUGGUGGCAGAUGAUGGCAUAACACAAUUUGUAGUCCUAAGUGAUGGCAGCUACUUUGGUGAAAUCAGUAUCCUGAACAUCAAAGGUAGCAAAUCUGGCAACAGGAGGACAGCCAACAUAAGGAGCAUUGGCUAUUCUGAUUUGUUCUGCUUGUCUAAAGAUGAUCUAAUGGAAGCCCUCACUGAAUACCCAGAUGCCAAAAAGGCUCUGGAAGAGAAAGGGCGACAAAUCCUGAUGAAAGACAAUUUAAUAGAUGAGGAAGCAGCAAAAGCAGGAGCUGACCCAAAAGACUUGGAAGAAAAAAUUGAAAAACUUGAAACAGCUUUGGAUACUCUACAAACAAGGUUUGCUCGGCUCCUGGCAGAAUACACCUCAGCCCAACAAAAAGUGAAGCAGAGACUUGCCAAGGUGGAAAACAGAGUGAAGAAAUACGGUAGUGGCACCAUGUCAGAGAUAGAGGCUGAGGCUGCAAAACCUGAGGGCGAGAAAAAGGACUAAAUGAGCAUUUGUAUUUUCUCAUUUGUUAGAGAAGCCUGAAGCAUGUAAAAGCCAUAAAUAUGUAUAAAUAUAUGUGUGCAUACAUAGAUGAUUAUUUUUAUAUGGCCUCCGAGGUAAGGGUUUUUAGCAUUUUUAACUGAAGCAGUAUUUUCUUGUAAAUAGAUCAUUGUUACUUUCUUAGGGGGAGAUCUGGGUCUGUCAUUU
Tinamus guttatus (white-throated tinamou) is the source of this 2170-nucleotide messenger RNA. Lineage: Eukaryota; Metazoa; Chordata; Aves; Tinamiformes; Tinamidae. The record is from RefSeq and is a predicted model, not a curated record.